GUUAUAGAGAGACGGAGCUACAGAACAUACCUAUAUUUCCAACCUAAAACCAAAUACUUUAUUUUGGCUACAUUUUCACGAAAAUAUAGUGCUUGUAUAUUUUGAUAUUGUGAAGUCGAACUGCGUAAAAAGAUGGGAAUGCCUGCCUCAGUUUUAUACUCGGGUUCUCGUGAAGGAAAUUUCGAGGGUGGAAUUGGAUUUAUGAACAAGAUCGUGUUGAAGGUCCAUCAGCUCAUUGAUGCAGUGUUUAAUCGUACCGAGAUCCAUUACGAUACCGGUUUGGUGGCCGGACUGGUCAGCAUUGCCGUUGUCAUUGGCGCAUGCGUAAUACAUGUGAUCAUGAAACGUCAGAAGUAUCAGAGCAUCGUUAUCGGUGCGCCCCUCGAGGAAGGCGAUCAAGUUGACCCGAACCUCACCUGUGAUGAGACCACAGAGGAAGAGGAAGCCGAGGACAGUGGGGAGGCCGAUGAGGAGGGUGAGGCCGAUACCCUGAUGAACGAGGAAUAUUUGGAAGAGUCGAUGUCGGAUGACGUCACCGAUGGCUCCGAGGAGCUGGAAUCCAAUGUCCAGCAAGACACACUCCAGACUGCAGAGGUGCCACCGCUCGAAAUCGCCGAGCUCGAUUUGGAUGAGGUCGUGGAGGUUGCAGCCGUUGUCCCGGAGCCGAGAACCAAGAGCCCUCCCAAGAAGAAGUCGGGCAUCAAGCCCGUUGCCACCAUGUAUAGCAAGGAGGAGAGCUAUAAGGUGAUCCCGGCCAGGGAGGCUGGCCCCAUGGAGCCGCUCAACAAGCUGAUGACUCCCCGCACCCUGGCUGCCAUGCACCGCACCUCGGUUGCCGUUCAGUGCCCGGCUCCUCCGGUUCCGCCCCCGAAGCCCGAGGAUCGUCCCGGCUCUGCGAGGCGUGGACGAAACUAAGCCGUGCAUCCCUCUUGAUGGCGUUACGUUUUCUUUUUGGUUUUAGUUACUUAUAUUUUUUAAAUUUCUACACUUAUACCACACGUCGUUCACCAGACACAUGAUGGGUCUUUAUUGAGUCCUAGCCAAGAAAUUCCGUCAACUCUUAAACUAUGCACACGCUUUUCGAGAUGGCUCGCCAGUUUUAGGGUCUUCUCGACACAAACACCUACAUAUGUUAGACGAGCUAUCAAACCAAAAUUGUGACCGUCGAGUAUUCGAAAGUAAAGGGGCCUUCCAAAUUGCCAGACUAUUAAAUGUUUCGAUCAAAAAUGCA
Molecule: messenger RNA, 1231 nt
Organism: Drosophila subpulchrella
Lineage: Eukaryota; Metazoa; Arthropoda; Insecta; Diptera; Drosophilidae
Exons: 3
Coding region: 133-915 (260 amino acids)
Source: RefSeq, a predicted model, not a curated record